AUGGGGAACCGGGGGAUGGAGGAUCUCAUCCCGCUGGUGAACCAGCUGCAGGACGCCUUCAGCGCCAUCGGCCAGAACGCGACCCUCGACCUGCCGCAGAUCGCGGUGGUGGGCGGCCAGAGCGCCGGGAAGAGCUCGGUGCUGGAGAACUUCGUGGGCAAAGACUUCCUGCCUCGGGGCUCCGGAAUCGUCACUCGGCGCCCCCUGGUGCUGCAGCUCAUCAACUGUUCAACAGAGUAUGCAGAGUUCCUGCACUGUAAAGGGAAGAAGUUCACAGACUUUGAUGAAGUUCGUCAGGAGAUCGAAGCUGAAACGGAUCGGGUGACGGGACAGAACAAAGGAAUCAGUCCAGUUCCCAUCAACCUGAGGGUGUAUUCUCCCAACGUCCUGAACCUGACGCUGGUGGAUCUUCCUGGGAUGACGAAGGUUCCGGUGGGCGACCAGCCGGCCGACAUCGAGCACCAGAUCAGGGACAUGCUCAUGCAGUUUGUCACCAAAGACAACUGCCUCCUACUGGCUGUUUCUCCGGCCAACUCUGACCUCGCCAACUCUGAUGCUCUAAAGAUCGCCAAAGAAGUCGACCCUCAAGGUCUAAGGACCAUCGGUGUGAUCACCAAACUGGAUCUGAUGGACGAAGGAACCGAUGCCCGAGACAUCCUGGAGAACAAACUGCUGCCGCUACGCAGAGGUUACAUUGGGGUGGUGAAUCGCAGUCAGAAAGACAUUGAUGGGAGGAAAGACAUCACAGCCGCUCUGCAGGCUGAGAGAAAGUUCUUCCUGUCGCACCCGUCGUACCGCCACCUGGCUGACCGUAUGGGCACCGCCUACCUGCAGAAGAUCCUCAACCAGGUAAACGCCAAAACACCUCAUGACGGGGCUUUUAAAA
Molecule: messenger RNA, 886 nt
Organism: Stegastes partitus (bicolor damselfish)
Lineage: Eukaryota; Metazoa; Chordata; Actinopteri; Pomacentridae
Product: dynamin-1-like
Exons: 6
Biological process (GO): synaptic vesicle budding from presynaptic endocytic zone membrane; receptor internalization
Cellular component (GO): microtubule; cytoplasm; synapse
Molecular function (GO): GTPase activity; GTP binding; microtubule binding
Source: RefSeq, a predicted model, not a curated record